Molecule: messenger RNA, 594 nt
Organism: Momordica charantia (bitter melon)
Lineage: Eukaryota; Viridiplantae; Streptophyta; Magnoliopsida; Cucurbitales; Cucurbitaceae
Molecular function (GO): nucleic acid binding; RNA-DNA hybrid ribonuclease activity
Source: RefSeq, a predicted model, not a curated record
AUGAAGCUUGUUGAAUGGGCAAAUAAAUAUGUUAUGGAGUUUAGGGAAGCUAACUCUAAUCCUUUUCCUGGGAGAGUUACAAAUACAGCAGAGGUUUUAUGGCUACCACCGGACAAAAGAAUAUAUAAAAUUAACACUGAUGCCUCUUUUUUAGCUUCAGAUCAGCAUGCAGGAUUGGGAAUCAUCAUCCGUAAUGACAGAGGGCAAGUUAUGGCUUCAGCUACGAAGUACUUGGAGAAUAUUCAAUCGGUGGAUAUGGCGGAAGCGAUUGUUGCAGUGGAGGGUCUUCAACUGGCUUCGAAAAUUGGUGUCAACCCAGUGAUUUUGGAGACGGAUUCAUCUCGUAUUUUCAAUCUUUUCUCUCAGCCUUCGGAGGACCUGUCGGAAACGGGAGAAAUCGUUUUGAAGGCGAAGAAUUUCUGGACUCAAUCCUUACAUGCAAGCUUCAAUUUCGUGAAGAGGGAGGGUAAUAAAGCGGCACACAUGUUAGCUCGACGGGCUCUCCUUCUUCGCGAGUUUUCGAUCUGGAUGGAGGAUUGGCCACUGGAGUUGAAGAGUUGUUUAGAGAUGGAAUGUUUGGAGGAGCUUGUGUAA